AUGGACGGAAGCGCAUCGCAGCAUACCCUUACGGGUCUCAAAAGAUGGUCAUGCCAGGACCCUACCAUACUUCCGGAUAUGGAUAAAAUCAGGGCUAUUCACGUCUACGAUUUUGACAACACGCUAUUCUGCAGUCCUCUACCAAACAAACAAGUCUGGGCCAGUCCUAGCAUCGGAACUUUACAAGCACUCGAACAAAUCUCGACCGGUGGUUGGUGGCACGAUGCGAACAUACUGGCUUCUACGGGCAAAGGUCUGGAAGAGGAAGAAAAGACAGCCUGGUCUGGCUGGUGGAACGAGAACAUUGUCGACCUCGUGCGCCUAUCCAUGAAUCAGAAGGACGCCCUCACAGUCUUGUUGACUGGUCGCAAUGAACGAGGCUUCGCCGACCUCGUCACGCGCAUGUUCAGAGCAAAGAAACUCGAGUUCGAUAUGGUCUGUCUAAAACCUGCCGUCGGCCCCUCUGGCCAGCGCUUCUCGUCAACAAUGCUGUUCAAGCAGGACCUGCUGCGCGAUCUGGUUUGCACCUACUCUGAUGCUGAGGAAAUUCGCAUCUAUGAGGACCGCCCAAAACACAUUCCGCGACUUCUUCGCUACCUUCAAUCGCUCCUUACAGAAGAAUCCACCACUCUCGAUCCCAUCGUAGAAGUGUCAGAAGUUCAGCGCAUGAUCAACACACACAAUCAAGCCGUACUGGGUGGAGAAGUGCCUGGUUUGGUGCCCUUGGCCAUUAAGCGCAACGUCUUCUACACUGGCUAUCUCAUCAGUCCACAAGAUACAGAGCGCUUUGCUGCUCUAACGAAGAACACCUCAGAUCGCGACUGGCGUACGCUAGCGAACAACAUUCUCAUCACUCCUCGUCCUGCUCCUCAGAGUAUCCUUAAUAAGGUUGGCGGUCUCGGCCACCGCAUGACCUGGAGAGUUACCGGCAUCUCACACUUUGAAAAUAAGCUAUGGGCUGCUCGUGUAGAACCUGCAGACCCUAGAGCCCGCUUCCACUCAGAAAAUCCAACCCCAACAGUCGUCAUCUCUCUCCGUAACAACGCUCGCCCUAUCGAUGCGAAGUACGUCUCAAAUUGGCAACCCACCACUCCUGAGCAGUCGUUCGAAUUCGACACAGUCGUUGGUGAGAAGGUCUUACUACGCAUCGAGAGAGAGACUCACGAUGAAUAUGAUUACAACGCGUCAUCAAAAGCUAGCAACAAACCUCAGUACAGGCAUCGCGACGAAGACUUCCCAGUUCUUGGUUCAAAUUCUCAAGCACCAAAAGAACACCAUCCUUCUCAGCUCGAUCCAACAGCCAUGCAAUUCGGCCCUAACGUUCCUACAGGCCCUGGCCAGAAUCGUGGCAACUACACCGGCCACAAUAGUCGAGGUGGCGGUGUCUCGAAGCCUGGCGGCAACAACAACGGCAGAGGUGGCCGCGGCGGCAGAGGCAGAGGAGGCAAUAGGUUUGGUGGUAAGGGCAGAGGUGGCAGAGGAAGAGGCGGCAGCUACAGGUCGCUAGAUGACCGUCAGGAGAGUUACGGUGGCGCAGGGAUGCAGUACUAG
This is a messenger RNA of Aureobasidium musti, 1551 nucleotides long. The record is from the annotation of a GenBank genome assembly. NCBI's taxonomy places the organism in Eukaryota, Fungi, Ascomycota, Dothideomycetes, Dothideales, Saccotheciaceae.